Messenger RNA from Empidonax traillii (willow flycatcher), 963 nucleotides. It is a transcript of the gene EXOSC7, whose product is annotated as exosome component 7. NCBI's taxonomy places the organism in Eukaryota, Metazoa, Chordata, Aves, Passeriformes, Tyrannidae. The transcript is spliced from 8 exons. The record is from RefSeq and is a predicted model, not a curated record. Gene Ontology annotation, biological process: nuclear polyadenylation-dependent mRNA catabolic process; nuclear mRNA surveillance; TRAMP-dependent tRNA surveillance pathway. The coding region runs from base 53 to 928 and encodes 291 amino acids. Gene Ontology annotation, cellular component: cytoplasmic exosome (RNase complex); nuclear exosome (RNase complex).
AGGGAAGGCGGGAGCGGCUCUGCGCAGCUGCGGCCCGGGGGCGGCGGCGGGAAUGGCGUCCGUGGUGCUGAGCGAGGCCGAGAAGCUCUACAUUGUGCACGGCGUGCAGGAGGACCUGCGUGUGGAUGGUCGCGGCUGUGAAGACUACAGAUGUGCAGAAGUAGAAACAGAUGUUGUAUCAAACACAAGCGGGUCUGCAAGAGUGAAGCUGGGAGACACUGAUGUCUUGGUAGGCAUAAAAGCUGAAAUGGGGACACCAAAGUUAGAGAAACCAGAUGAAGGUUACCUGGAAUUCUUUGUUGACUGUUCUUCAAACGCUUCUCCUGAAUUGGAAGGCCGGGGAGGAGAAGAACUUGGCACAGAUAUAGCAAAUACACUGUACAGAGUAUUUAGCUGCGAGAACAGUGUAGACUUGAAAUCCCUUUGCAUUAAUCCCAGAGAGCACUGCUGGGUUCUCUAUGUUGAUGUAUUGUUAUUGGAAUGUGGUGGGAACAUCUUUGAUGCAAUCUCUAUCGCAGUGAAGGCAGCUCUCUUUAACACAAGAAUACCCAAAGUGCGUGUUCUGGAGGAUGAAGAAGGCACCAAAGAGAUUGAGCUGUCGGAUGACCCUUACGAUUGUAUUCGACUUAAUGUAGAGGAGGUGCCCUGUAUUGUCACGCUGAGCAAAAUUGGAUAUAGGCACGUGGUGGAUGCUACCCUUCAGGAAGAAGCCUGUUCUUUGGCAAGCCUGCUUAUUUCUGUGACCAGUAAAGGCGCCCUCACUUCUAUGAAGAAAGUGGGGAAAGGUAGCCUGGAUCCCGAGAGUAUUUUUGAAAUGAUGGAGACAGGACAACGAGUAGGCAAGUCACUGCACAUAGCCCUUCAGAAGAUUUUGGACGAAGAAGAGAGUUUGGGGACAUCACGGCCAAAAGUUGGAUUUCUAGGAUGAGAUUUUAUUAAAUGUUCGAAACUGUUUUUAAUUAA